Electrophorus electricus (electric eel) is the source of this 2695-nucleotide messenger RNA. RefSeq names its product solute carrier family 49 member 4 (gene slc49a4). Gene Ontology annotation, molecular function: transmembrane transporter activity. The record is from RefSeq and is a predicted model, not a curated record. Gene Ontology annotation, biological process: transmembrane transport. Gene Ontology annotation, cellular component: membrane; intracellular membrane-bounded organelle. Lineage: Eukaryota; Metazoa; Chordata; Actinopteri; Gymnotiformes; Gymnotidae.
UGACAAAUUGACGGCGGUUGUUUUUGUUUGGGGAAUCGACCGACGAAGAGGUGUUUGUAUGGUUGUUUUUUUUAAUUAUUGUUUAACGUACGAGACUUUCAGAAAUACACCCAACCAACGUAACACCGAGUCGGUUCAAUGGGUGCCGUGGAAAGCACCGAGGGGGAGAGAGAACCGCUGCUUGCUCCAAGCCAACCGGAGGCAAGGGAGCAGCCCGGGAGCAGCAGGGAGCAGCCCGGGAGCAGCAGGGAGCAGCCCGGGAGCAGCAGGGAGCAGCCCGGGAGCAGCAGGGUGUUUGGGAGGAGAUGGGUCGUCCUCGCCUUGUUCUCUACGCUCGGAUUCCUGCAAGGCAUGGUGUGGAACACCUGGGGCCCGAUACAGAACUCCGCCAAACACGCGUUCGGGUUCACGUCAAAAGACGUCGCAGUUUUGGUUAUCUGGGGACCCGUGGGGUACAUCCCGUGGCUUCUUUUUGUGUGGCUGAUGGAUAAGAAGGGACUGCGCACCUCUCUGCUGCUUGCCGCCUUACUCAUGGUGCUGGGCUCUACCCUGCGGAGCGUCCCGAUCCCGGACCUGCAGCUGAGACGCUGGUUAAUUCACGGGGGUCAGCUUCUUAAUGGUUUAGCCGGCCCAACCCUUAUGAGCGCUGGGCCCCUCCUAUCCACUACUUGGUUUGCUCCAGACGAAAGGGCCACAGCCACCGCAGUUGCGUCAUUGUUUGGCUAUCUGGGGGCCGCCUGCUCAUUUCUGAUUGGCCCUCUGGCUGUGCCAGCACCCAAUGAUACACAAGUAGUGAACACUGUCACCCACUGGGAUCCAGGCCAGAUCAGGACCCACAUACAGAACGUUCUCUACACAGAGCUGGGGGUCAUCACCGUCUUCUUCGCCUUCGCUCUGCUCUACUUCCCGUCGCGGCCGCCCAGACCCCCAAGUGUGGCGGCGGCCAGCCAGCGCCUCGGCUACCGGAGCAGCAUCUGCCGUUUGCUAAGCAACGUGCGGUUCCUGAUGAUGGCGCUGGCCUACUCGGUACCCACGGGAGUGGUGGCAGGUUGGUCCGGCGUGCUGGACAUGGUCUUGACUCCAGCCAGCGUCAGUCAGGUAGAUGCGGGCUGGAUUGGGUUCUGGUCCAUUGUCGGGGGCUGCGUGUUCGGAGUGGCUAUGGCCCGUUUUGCCGACUCCGUCCGGGGAAUCCUGAAGGUGAUCCUGGUGCUGAUGUUGGCGGGAGCGUCCCUGGCGGCCACCUGGUUCACCCUCACCUGCCUGACGAGACUCACCCACCUGCUCUCCACCAAAGCCACGCUGUAUACCUCCUGCAUCCUGGUGGGAAUCUUCGUCAACAGCAGUAUUCCGAUCUUCUUCGAGCUCUUCAUGGAGACGGUGUACCCCGUGCCCGAGGGCAUCACCUGCGGAGUGGUCACCUUCCUUAGCAACCUCUUCACAGGCCUGCUCCUCUUCUUCCUCACCUUCCUCUCCACAGAGCUGUCCUGGCUAAACUGGUGUGUGGCAGGUUCUUGCCUCUUCAGUCUGCUCCUGGUGAUUCUCUUCAGGGAAUCCUAUGACCGCCUCUACCUGGAUGUCUUCGUGUCUGUCUGAUUGAGCCCGAGUCUCUCCCUCUGAAUCGGAAGAGAAGGACUAACGUCUGCUGACGCCAGUGCACACAAAUUAGACAGGCCCUUAGACGGGAAGUGCAAUGUUCCUUUCCUCUCCGUGUCUCCAAUCUUUCUAAAUUAGUCUGCAUCCUUUCUGAACGUUGUAGUUGUAAAAGGUACACGUGGGCGCAUCGUGAAAGAACCGCAACCGCGAGGACCCCUGCUAGGACGCUGGUGCUGUAGACCUGUACCUGGCACGGUGGAUCUUUGGCUGUGGCUCCUGUUGUGUUUUUAAAUCGUCUUUGACAUGAACUAAUUUACUGGUGUUCUUGGUCUAUAGCAGUGUAGAGAGCUCCAGCUGACUGUUGUAAUGUGCAUUUAAUAGGAAUGUUGAAGAUGGUUGUUGUCUUACCUCCAUGCUAAAAAGGGACAGGACCCGGGACAGAGGCCGUCCUUAAGUGGCAUACGGUCUCCCCUCUGCAUUUCUCAUUUGAGCACCGAUUGUUAUGCACAAUCCUCCCUUUUCCCUGGUGGGGUUUGAGAAUUGUCCUCGGGUUCGAUACCUGUUCAGAGCGUGUGCUCAGCGGGUGGGCUCGAGUCACCCUCUCGCCUUCAGGCUGUUUGUUCAGGACGUGCAGCUUCUGUCCUUGAACGUGUCCAUGAACAGGAGGGAUUUGAGAUAGUACCACUGUCCGCACGGUCAUACAGGUUUUUCUUUGUUUUUUUAACACCUGCUCCACACAAGAAGGUGUCGACUGUACAGGCAUUUCAUAAGCCAUCAGUAGAGUAUAUAUUUAUAUUUUGUGCCAUUGUAGUUUGCAAAAUGAAGUUGGUUUUGGGAAAUUUUAAAUGUAAUUUAUACACAAUGAUUUUUUAUUUAUUUGAGAGAAUAAACACUAAUAAACAAAUGAAGAAACUUGACAAAUUAUACAUCUGAUUACAAACGGUUGUGCUACGUUUGAGGCUGUUUCAAACUUGGCAUUCAUAACUGCUGUAAAUGUAGCGUUUCCUGUAUACCAGCCAAGGUUUCGUGGAAUACUUUGUCUAUACAACCUCAGUGGCCAAUCAGGAAUAAUAAAGUUUGACCAUAAUGUGCACAACGCUAA